Messenger RNA from Sycon ciliatum, 2332 nucleotides. RefSeq names its product m7GpppX diphosphatase-like. NCBI's taxonomy places the organism in Eukaryota, Metazoa, Porifera, Calcarea, Leucosolenida, Sycettidae. Gene Ontology annotation, molecular function: hydrolase activity; RNA 7-methylguanosine cap binding. Gene Ontology annotation, cellular component: nucleus; P-body. The record is from RefSeq and is a predicted model, not a curated record. Gene Ontology annotation, biological process: deadenylation-dependent decapping of nuclear-transcribed mRNA. The transcript is spliced from 4 exons. Bases 245 to 1162 code for a protein of 305 amino acids.
UGUAGAUCUACAAAGUACUCUUGAUCCUACUGUCGUACUGAGUAGUGAGUGCAGUGGUGAGUGGAAUGCUGUGGAUAAAGCGUUGAAGAGUUUGUUGCAAUUAUUUUCCGGCUAGUACCGGUAGUACAUCUUCCCGAACUAGUCUCCUCCACCCAAUUGGCGCAGCCGUCACUAGUUUAGUGUUUGAUUGAUCGUGUUUCGUCUUCUCUGAGUGCUCUGUGAAGAUCAAGCAUUCCAUUCGAAAAUGGCACUCACAAAUCUUGUAGAUUUCAGCAUUACGAGAGUUUUGAAUGAAAGUGCUGAUAGCAAGACCAUCUUCUUGCUUGGUCGGUUUGAAGGCCGCUCUGGAGAGGCCAUUGUUCUGCUGGAGAAACUGGCGAUAACAGAAGCUGUUUGCCAGCAGUUUAUUGUCGACAAAUCUGUAAAACUGGAGUUCACCAUGCAGAAUGAUAUUUACAGCUUGUAUAACGGCCACGGUGACGUCACUAGAAUGAAUGAAAUUAAGGUGACCAUUAUAGAGCCUGUGACAAGUCGUCUGAUAGAGAAGUUCUCUGCGCAGCAAAUACAUAUGAUCCGGGAAACAGCGGAGGACUACCGACUCGUCACACAACAUUAUCUCAAAGAAACGGCUAAAGACCUUCAGUGGGUGGAGAACAUCCUGGAGAAGAAAGCGGAGAGAGACCGUGUACUGUGUGAAGAUGAUGAUGCAGACAUUGGCUUCACUCUUGCAGCGGACAUGAAGUGGGAUCAGAAGCAGGCUGAAGAGCUGUAUGUAUUAGCAAUUUGUAGAAAGCGUGGUUUGGCGUCACUUCGAGAUCUGGAUGGGCGACAUGUUGCUAUGCUGUGCAACAUUCGUGAUAAAUCCCUGGCAUGUCUAAAGGAGCGCUAUGGUUUACAAGCGUCACAAGUGCGUGCAUUCCUCCACUACCAGCCAUCUUGCUAUCACCUACAUGUGCACUUUACACACGUGCGUCUACAGCAACCCGGUACAGUGGUCGGCAAAGCUCACCUUCUCGAUGAUGUCAUAGAUAACAUUACACUGAUAGAUGAGCAUUACUAUCAGAAGUGUGCAGUGACGUAUCAGCUGCAGGCUACGCACCCUUUGCUGGCGCUGUUACGUAAGAGGCAUGGGGAGUGCCUUGACGACACAGUCACCUCCUGAACGACUGAUGCUGCUGUUGAUCUGCACAUGACUGUGAUCAUCGAUAGUGCUACUACGAUGACUACCCCAGGACUGAGCUGUGCGAACAAUGGGUGAGGACCGAGUGCGGUGGUUAGGUGCUGGUGACUGGCAGCUGUGCCAGAACUUGUGUACUGUGUUCGUCAUCUCAGAGCAGGGCUUGAGCGGCUCAGAGCAGGGCUAUAGAGCGUCUGAGCACGGCUAGGGCCCCACGAAUAGCAGCAACGGCUUGAAACAUUCACCCAUCUACUGGACUCUACACAGUCUGUACAGGCAUACACUGUAUCCAGACUAUGCCUGAGCCGACUGUAUGCACUGGCUACUAUGGGACUCUGCCAACCGGUUUUGGUUGGGUUGCCGUCAGGAACCCUGUUCUCAGCACUGUGUGCCCCUUGCCUUGUGACAUGCUGUCAUCGCCAUGCAUGUUAGACGAUGCCCGUAUAUUGCAUGCAGUACAUGUACUGGUGCGAUUAUCGGUGACACAUUACACAGUCACACUUCGUUUCUGUGUGAUCACUCCAAGCAGCACCGUGACAGUAGUGUCAACUCACCAGUACCUUCCCAGACACUGCCAUUUAGGCCUGUCCGGAUUAUGUUUUGCAUAUUUUUCGCAUUUUGGGGUUUUUCCGCUUUUUUCGCGGGAAGAUGCAUUGAACUCCCGACACAACAAGAGCACAGUAAUUUUAGUUAUAAUUCAUACAUUACAAUAUUAUUGAUACCUGACCGGUUUCUGCACUUAGAAUGCUUCAUUUUGGGGGGUUUUCAGCAUUUUUCAACAUUUUGAGCUGAUUUUCUCAUGCAUGCAGCUGAUCAGCACUAGCACGUUUCAAACUGCUAUCAGGCUGGCCUUGUCACUUAUCACCCCAGUGCACAAUUCGCCAAGGGACACAUCCUUUGCACGCGCUUCCUCCACGUGCACUUGGAACGACAAGGGAUUCAAGUUUUAUGUCAUUUUGGUUGCCAUGGUAACGGCAGCAUAUUUUUCGCAUUUUGGGUGAAAUUUUAAAUUUUUAAAAGAUUUUUUUAGCAUUUUGGGUAAAUUUCCAAAAUAACCAUUUCCAUUUUGACCCUUCAAAAACGCAUAAUUCGGACAGGGUUGCUGCCAGUGUCGUAGUGCUGUUAAUAAUUGAUACGUGCCUUCAAUCAGUGCCA